GUCAAAAAGCAAUGUGUCAUCCUUGCAGUAAUAACCCCUUAUAAAACCCCAUACCAUAGCCAAGAUAGAGCAUUAGCUCUUACAUACUAAAAUAUUUCUUCUUCUCUCUUUCAAAGAUCUGUCUGUGGAAAUGGCAAACUCCAUGCGCUUCUUUGCAACUGUGUUACUUAUAGCAUUGCUUGUCACGGCUACCGAGAUGGGACCAAUGACAAUUGCAGAGGCAAGAACUUGUGAGUCCCAGAGCCACCGUUUCAAGGGACCAUGCUCAAGAGAUAGCAACUGUGCCACCGUUUGUCUGACCGAAGGAUUUUCCGGUGGCGACUGCCGUGGAUUCCGCCGCCGUUGUUUCUGUACCAGGCCUUGCUAAUUGAGAAUAUUAUCCCUUAAUUAUGUAUGUAAAAGUCACUUAAUUUGAAAUAAGCACUAUGAUUGUUCAAAGAUGGACGUGCUAGCUAGUUUAAUUUCUUAAACUAGUUGUCGUGAUCUUUGAUUGUAUGCAAUUAUGGUGGUAGAAAGGUAUGCAAUUUCGGUGUUGUACUUUUGGUUUUAAGUAACGUUAUGAAUAAUGGUUUCGGCUUAACUUAAUAA
Messenger RNA from Nicotiana tabacum (common tobacco), 588 nucleotides. Its product is annotated as defensin-like protein P322. Lineage: Eukaryota; Viridiplantae; Streptophyta; Magnoliopsida; Solanales; Solanaceae. Gene Ontology annotation, biological process: defense response. The record is from RefSeq and is a predicted model, not a curated record.